UGCAUCAGUCUGUUGGCGCUCAAAUGGGUUAUUGCGCACACAGAAAGCUGAACUAUCGCACCGACUCCAACUAUGAAGUGUGAACGCGUCCUAUUUCUGCGCGUCAGACAGAUAUGAGGGCUUUGGACCGCUGCGGAAACUUGCGUUUGUUUGAUUUCUCCUUUAAUUGAAGACAUAAGUGAUGCUCACUAUGCGGAUUGACUCUGGGGCUGUGUGAACUGCGAUUUUCUCUUAUGAGAGCAGUUUAAUGCGCUCUUUAUCCAUUUAUUUCAGAGGAUUAGUCCUUCCAUCUUUAACGAUGGGUUCUGUGAUGUUGGACUGGAGGCUAUCUUGUCUUCUUCUGCAGGCAGCUGUAAUGCUGCUGCUCAGCAAGGGGGAGAGGAUGUGCCCCGCGAGUUGUCGCUGUGAAGGAAAGAUUGUUUAUUGCGAGUCUGGCAUCUUCCAAGACAUCCCAGAAAACAUCACCACAGGUUGCCAAGGUCUGUCUCUGCGUUAUAAUAACCUGCUGGUUCUGUUGCCGUACCAGUUUGCUCAUCUCAACCAGCUCAUCUGGCUUUACCUGGACCACAACUCCAUCAACACUAUAGAUGCUUUGGCCUUUCAUGGUGUGCGCAGACUCAAAGAACUGAUUCUCAGUUCCAAUAAAAUAAAUUAUCUACAAAAUAAUACUUUCAGCGCCAUACCUAACCUGCGAAAUCUGGACUUAUCUUACAAUCAGCUGCAGUACUUGCAGCCAGGCCAUUUCUAUGGACUUCGUAAGCUACAGAAUCUACACCUUCGAUCUAAUGGACUGAAGCAGAUCUUCAUCCGAACCUUUCUGGAAUGCCGUAGCCUGGAGUUUUUAGACUUGGGUUACAAUCGCUUGCGGAGCCUCACUCGUACAACAUUCUUAGGGCUGUUUAAAUUAAAAGAACUUCACUUGGAACACAAUCAAUUUUCCAGGAUUAAUUUCUUUAUUUUCCCACGUCUUACCAACCUCCAGGCCCUUUAUUUGCAGUGGAACCGCAUACGAUCCAUUAAUCAAGGUGUGCCUUGGACCUGGCAGAAACUGCAGAAAUUGGACCUUUCAGGGAAUGAAAUCCAAAUGUUGGAUCCUGCUGUUUUUCAGUGUAUGCCCAACUUGCAGAUACUCAACCUUGAAUCAAACAAGCUCAGCAGUGUGCCUGUGGAAGCUGUGGCAGCGUGGACUUCCGUAACCACCAUCAGUCUGGCCGGUAAUGCCUGGGACUGCAGCCCCAGCAUCUGUCCACUAAUGAGAUGGCUUAAAACCAUCAGAGACUCCAAAGACAUUAGUAUGAUAUGCAGCAGUCCUAAGAGUGUGCAGGGGGAGCGAGUCGUGGACGCAGUGAGGAACCACACGACAUGUGUGGACAUGUCAAAAGUGUUCUCAACCACAGCUCUAAUUACACUGACUUCAGCCACAGUUGAGAACAUUACAGCUGUCACCUCUGCCUCUGAUGCUGCAGACUUGGCUUAUCCCGAGACAACAGUGCUGAUAUUAACUCCUCCACCUGUCCAUCAUAUUGGGGCAGACAAAAAGACAAUAAAGGAGUCCACACCUAUGAAUACCAUGUCACCUACCUCCCCUGAAGCCCCCACUUUCAUCCCAGAGCUACAGUUUGAACAUAUGGCUUUCCAUAAAAUCAUUGCAGGCAGCGUAGCCCUGUUUCUGUCAGUCUCAUUGAUUCUCCUGGUUAUUUAUGUUUCGUGGAGGCGCUACCCCAACACCAUGAGGCAGCUGCAGCAGCACUCAGUCAACCAUAAGCGCAGGAAAAAGUCCCGAAAGCAAGAGCAGGACCUAAACUCUCAGUUGCAGGAGUACUAUCUGAGCUAUCAUUCGAACUCAGAGACCAUGGACUCUUUGGUGAAUGAGCCAAGGCCGUGCACGUGUACCAUAUCAGGAUCAAUAGAAUGUGAAGUCUGAGUAGCAAGCCCACCUUAAGAGACUAAAAGUGCAAUUGCUAAGCAGAGGUAAACGAUCUUUCCAUGAGAUGAAAUGGUUUCACCCCUAAUAUGAGAUGAUAGAUUUCACAGCAUUGAAGGAAGUACUGGGGGGCAUAGUACAUUAUAAUUAUGUGCACAGAAAAGGAAGACUGGAACUGGGAGAUAUAUUUGGAGCGAGCUAAUUAUCGCUCUGACUGACACAAGAACAGUGACAGGGUCAUCCAGGUUAGCGUGAGUGAUCUACUGAACCACUGGACCUCUGCAGUAGAACUCACCUCUGUAAAGAGAGUGACCUCAUUCAUAAUAAGAAGUUAUUGCCAUAGACUCAAGAACCAUCAAAAGCUACUUUAUACUCACCAGUUUUGAUUUAUAGUGUAACUUGUAAAGCAUUUGGGAUGUGUGAGAGCAUCUUUGAGUGUCCAUGUGUGCUUCUGUCUAGAGUGUGUGUAUGUGUGUGUGUCAUGAGGUGGUGCUGAUUAUCUCCCGGUGGAAGAAUUACAGUGCAGCACCUUAUUAAAACUAUUUGUCCAAUUAUGCUUUUUCGCAUUUGGCAUAUGGGUGCAGUACUCAGAAGAAGUGCUGCUGCUGAAAAGAAACAAUGGGGGAAUAGUCAUAAAGACAGCACCUGGUCCUGAGAUAUUUUGCAUGAAAUAACUGUCCUUACUUAAGAUAUACCAUGUUAUUAAACAAUAUUAUUAGUUCUGUUUAAUGAUAAAGUAGCAUUUUGAUUAAUUGUGAUAUCAACCCCAAUAUUUCCCACUCAAGAGUCUAAUCUCAGGACUUAUAUUUUCAAGAUGUACAAAUCUGGUAACGAUGUGUCAAACCUAAUGGUGUUGAUUUUCAUAAUGAAUUUUGUAUUGAUUACUUUUAUUCAGAUUAUGCAUUGUUUGUGUAAAAACAUAACAACAUGAGUAUUAGGCAUUCUGUGUGAUAAUGACAAUAUGAUUAAAAGAAAUACUGAUUACUGAUGAAAAUGUGGUGAUCAGAAUAUCAUUUAGUUUAGCAUUUGAUUAAUUACACGGAAAGAAUAAAUUCUCGGCGCAAAAUCCCUGCAUUGUAUUCCCGAUGGUGAACAUUUUAUUGGAUCUGCUGCAGAGAGAAGGCAGGCUGACAUAUUUCUCAUCACGUGUCUUGUUUUCUCCCUCUUUUCUCCUAUAUCCUCUCUUGGCACUGUAUUGACAAUAGUAUUUAUUGUAUCUGAGUUGCUCAGGAUGGAGGCCCGUGUCAGCUCCUGAGACACAAUCCAGUCAUAUUGUGUAUGGCGUAAAAAUGAGCUGUUUUAUACUCUCUGUUCUGCUCGUAAACGGGUUUGGUUUUAAUGGAAGUGGAGCCCAAGUAGGCAAAGCUAUUCUUUGGAAAAGACAUUCCAGUCCCUGAAAAAACACAGAAUCUCUGCUUUAUGUAACCAUGUCAGUGCUUAAUUUGGAAGUAUUUCACUUCUGCUGUGAGAGAAAAGGGGGAGAAUAAAGGCCGGCAACUGUGAGACUGUGGGUGUUACGGGUCAAGGCCGUUUAUGCUGUUAGAAAUACUUCACCCACCUUGGCCUGUCUUCUCCCUUUCCCCUCCAUCCUUCUUGCCCUCCCUCGUUUUUUUUUCACUCGGCUUGCUCGCUGUGAUGAGAGAAAAUUAACCUGCGCCAGGGGACAUAUGUGCAUGUUAAGCCAGGCAGGAGUCUUCAGAGCUUGAGCUCAUAUGCGAGAACUGUGUUUUUCUCCUCUGUGAGACUCAUCUUGAAAUAAUCCAGUGCAUACUAGAGUCUUGACCACAUAAUUACAUCACAGCUAACUGUUGUUGUAUCAGACUUGUUGUGAAGACAAAAUGCUCUUGCAUGCUU
Messenger RNA from Sphaeramia orbicularis (orbiculate cardinalfish), 3778 nucleotides. It is a transcript of the gene lrrtm4l2, whose product is annotated as leucine rich repeat transmembrane neuronal 4 like 2. Gene Ontology annotation, cellular component: plasma membrane. Bases 248 to 1924 code for a protein of 558 amino acids. The record is from RefSeq and is a predicted model, not a curated record. NCBI's taxonomy places the organism in Eukaryota, Metazoa, Chordata, Actinopteri, Kurtiformes, Apogonidae. Gene Ontology annotation, molecular function: protein binding. The transcript is spliced from 2 exons.